UCGGCAGCUCGGAUGUGAUGCACUGCUCUUCUGACUUCGGAAGUUACAGCGUUGUUACAGUGUAGCUCGUAUCAAAUCACACUGACAUUAUAGAGGUAUUAAACUUGUCAGAGGUCUUUCCUUCUCACCAAAUGGCUUAUCCAGGAUACGGCGGAUAUGGGGGCCAAAUGCCAGGCAUGCCACCACAAGGAAUGCCAGGAGGGCCCAUGAGAGGUCCCAUGCCUGGGAACAUGGGGGGUCCGAUGGGAGGUGGGCCACCUCAAGGAGGAUAUGGACAGUAUGGAAGCUAUCCAGGAACAUUUGGUGCCCAACCCCCACCUGCAAAUGACCCAAUGUGGGGAUACUUUACAGCCAUAGCAGGCCAGGACGGCGAGAUUGAUGCAGAGGAACUCCAGAGGUGUCUGACUCAAGCUGGUUUUACUGGCAGCUACAGUCCCUUCAGCCUGGACACAUGCAGGAUCAUGAUUGCAAUGCUAGAUAGAGACAUGACAGGCAAGUUGGGUUUCAAUGAGUUUAAGGAGCUGUUUUCAGCUCUCAACGGCUGGAAGCAGAACUUCAUGAUGUUUGACCAGGAUCGAAGUGGAACUGUAGAACCUCACGAGAUGACUCAGGCUAUCAACGCCAUGGGCUACCGCAUCAGUCCACAGGCCCUGAAUGCUAUUCUCAAGCGAUACAACAAAGGGGGCAGGAUCUUCUUCGAUGACUAUGUGGCCUGCUGUGUGAAACUCCGAGCUCUCACAGACAACUUCAGGCGGAGAGAUGUCAUGCAGCAGGGAUCUGUCACCUUCCAAUAUGAUGAUUUUAUCCUGUGCACAAUGGCCAUCUAAGUGCUGUCGUCUGUCCCAAACCACGAGGGCAAGCUGUUUGUGUGCCAAUCAGAACCUAAUUCUGGAUUAUUGUCUCACGGGAAUGCAAGGGAAGGCCAGUAUACUAAGACUGUGCAGCAACAGGAAAUUCACCCACUGCUUGUAAUGCUUACUAUAAUGCAUUAAUUGUGUAUUUUACACAGGGAUGUGCUGAAGAUGUACACACAUAUUAUAAAUCAGCAUUGAAGGGCAAUAUUUUAAAGCCUGUAAUAGAAAUGUUUGUCUUUCAAAAUAAGGGCACAAAUAUUAUAAUCUUAAAGUUUAUUAAAAAAAAUGUAAUCUCAUAAAAUCUGCAUGUAGAGGCUUUAAAGGGUUUCAUCAUAAACACUUUUUUGGAUUUGGACUUCAAAAAUACAUUUUUUAUUUAGGAUAAUUUUCAAGAGAUUUUAUUCAAUAACCAAACACCUGUUUUAACAGAAAUUGUAAGAUAUGCUAACAACGUAUCGCUGUUAAAAAGAUGCUCUGAUGUGCCAUUAGACUUUCUGAAUGUACGCCCCAAACACCUUUUGCAGGACUUACAGGAAGUGCAUCACGAGUCACGAUUGAUUGUUGUUACAAAGAACAUGUUCAUUUGCUUUUUAUAUUAAAUGUUUGACAGUAAUGGAUUUUGUCAGCUGCUGUUUUCUCAUUUGCCCAAUCUGAUGUAUACCUCUGUUUUUUACAAAACCAGAUGCAUAUAAAUUUAAUUUACCAAGCAAACAUGACUUUGAGCUGAUUUGUGUACCUGUCAGUGAUGACUGUGUGUUGGAAAAGUAGAGUGAGAUCUGCAGUCUGUUCAAAAAUGUUCAUGUGUUUGAGAUUUUCCAGCUGGGAAUGUUUCAGCUUUUCCCCUUCAUCCAUUGACAGCAUUUUUGGAAAAUCAGAAUAACAACUUUUAAUCAGUAAGCAUUCUGUUUAUUUAUUUAUACAACUGCGAAUCCCCGCCCCCCAAGUCUAUUUACACAAUAUACUUUAUUUCUUUAAAUAUAGUUAACAGAAACAUUCAAAUUAGCUGUUAAGUGUUGCAUUGUAUAAAAUACAGUGGCAAACAUUUAAAAAAAUGCAUAAAAACAAUUGUGAACAGCACUAGAUUUAAAAAGUGACAUAUCGAGUACAGCAAGUUUUCUAAUCUCUGUGCAAAAGUCUGCAAAUCCCAAGAAAGUUCAUUAGAUGCCUCUUCAGGUGUUGGACAUGUCAAGUUUUGUUCUACAUAUGUGCUUGAGAAAGAAAGCUUAUCCAAAAAAAGCAGGAAACAUUUGUAUCGUCCUGUAAAGAUCUUUAAUCUCACCCAUGUUAAUUGUGUAUUCUCUCACCGCUUGGUUCUUCUGGAAGGAUAAAUCUAAUUUCAUCAUUUCUCUCAUAUCUCACCAAGCUUUUGAUCACGUCUACAUGUAUUAUUGAGUGGUUUGGAGUCAAAGGAUCAAAUGCAAGCCAGGCUCUCUUCAGAGAACAGCGAAGUUCUGGGUUUGAACUUGCUUGUUUCAACAUACCGAAUGAUCAGAGGGAAAGGUCCAAGUAAAAACUGGGGGGAAAAAAAAUCAGCAAAUCAAUGUGCAAAAAAUAAAGACAAACUCUGUGCAACACAUCGCCUUCAGUGUUGCCCAUCUCUGCUUGCUACAUUGAGAGGCUACGCAUGACAUUAAUCAUCAUCAUUAUCGUCCCAGCAGUAGUCCACAGCAUUCCAACUGAGAGCAGGGCUUUUGGAAACAAACAAGGUACAUAGAAAAAUAAUGGCAAAUUAAUACUUUGUUUUAGAAAAAUAGAUGUAACUGUUAUUUCCAAGUCUCUGCGGAUGAGUCGUGUGCUGUAAUUACAGAUCAAUACGUGUCACGCAGACCUUUUUAUAAUUGUUUCAAGUGCAGUCUCCAUGCAAUACAUGAGCUUGUGCUGGACUUUAUGUAGUUAGAAAACUAAAAGGACUAAUUCUCAUCAUGCAGUCUAAUCUAAAAUGGUUUGGUACAUUUACAUUUGUGGAUAAGCAGAUUUUUGGUGUGUCGGACUGAUGUUUGUAAAGGCUAGAGCAGGCGAAUAAAGCUAAGGCCGUUUGGAGGCUGAGCUCUGUCCUCAGCAUAAAAUACAUGAAAUAAACCUUGUUUAAGAUGAUUUUUAAUCAUCGUGCUUUGUUAACGUUCACACAGGCAAUGUUAUUUUAGGAGUAUAAUGGAAGACGUAAAGCAUGCAACUGAAUGAAACUAACCUCCAGCAGUUCCUUUUAGCUUUCAAGAGAAUCUGGGACGCUGGUUCCUGUCAAGCAGUCUCAUUCUCAAACACUUGAAGGACUUUUAUGUCAAGGAAAUCAGUUUAGGAGUUUUAAUUAUUUCUAAAACAUUCUUUUUCUGUGACAAAAUGACAAAUGGAGCUCUUCGUUUGAAAGAAUAAUACCAAGUUAAGAUGAAUUUGAAUAGGUGUAAACGCAAACUCCACUUUAUCUGAUGUAUCCAGAUACAGAUAAUUCAUAAGAAAUCCUGUAUGUGUGCACAAAAACUGAAAUGUGUACACAUAUUCUCACAUAUUCUUUUCUUCUUGUAUGAACCGGGCAUGUGUAUUAGGAAAAUUACCUUCUUUAACCAUGAAUGGAUUUAGCCAAUCCUGUUACUGAUCUUUUGUAUACAAAAACUCUGGAACUUGUGUGAAACACACACUUGUGGGAACUGUGUUCUGUUGGUCUCAGUUCUACAAUCAGAAACAGAUCAGCAGAAGCUAGAGCUCUGUAUGUGUAAAGCAAAGGGCAGCAGGUGCAGGGGUAAAAAAAAAUAAUAUGAAUACCAAGGCAUCAAUAAGGUCCUCCAAUAAGCCCCAUCCUUAUGUAUAACCACUACACACUAUUAUUGUUAUUUAUAGCUCCCACAAAUCAAAAGCAUUUACCAGAUUUAGUGUGGCUCAGUCACACUAGAGUGUAAAUAGGGCAACAACCUUGGUUGCCCUGUGAUUGCACUGAAUCGUGAAGCACCUUCAAGCUUCAAAUAGGGCAGCGACCCAUCUCCAAACAGGAAACGUGGACCGAUCCUCUCACACAAAUUGGCAAAGGUUUGCAUAUAAUUGCUAUCUAAGUUAGGAAUAAAGUCUGACUACAAACAUGUUACAAUGAGGCAACGUGUCAAUAUGAGCAACUCUCCUGUGAUGAGUCUUUGCAACAGCCCACUCGACUCAACUGGUUGCUGCUAGUUGUAUACUGAUUAUAUUCCUGUAUCAGAGCCUGUCAUUUUGCAGUUAUUCUGCUAUAUUGCAAAAACAAUUUGUGGAGGAAUUUCUGUUUUAAAUACAUAAGAUUCUGGCUGGACUCUGAAUCUACAUAGCUAAUGUGAAUUUCUAUUUACUUUCUGUGCAUGUAGAUGCUAACAGAUUAGCAGUUUUGACUAAUUCCUCACAGAUAACUGCAGUAGUGUUCACAGACCUGGUCCCUAUCUUCAAAACAACUAUUUAAGAGGCAAUAAGAUCCCAAGGUUGCAGUAAUUUUGGUCACGCCACAAUCUCCACCCACUGUUUGAUAAUGAUUAAAUAAUAAGAAAUUUAAGCUCCGAGACAUUUUCUUUUGUUUUAUUUCCUUCACAUUAUUACUGAUCUCCACGUCAGCAAGUCAAGCUUGACUUACUCUGAGAAAAACGUGUACGCAUGUUCUGAAGUGUGUU
This is a messenger RNA of Pelmatolapia mariae (spotted tilapia), 4474 nucleotides long. RefSeq names its product grancalcin-like. The record is from RefSeq and is a predicted model, not a curated record. The transcript is spliced from 8 exons. Gene Ontology annotation, molecular function: calcium ion binding. NCBI's taxonomy places the organism in Eukaryota, Metazoa, Chordata, Actinopteri, Cichliformes, Cichlidae. The coding region runs from base 132 to 827 and encodes 231 amino acids.